This is a messenger RNA of Xyrichtys novacula (pearly razorfish), 665 nucleotides long. Lineage: Eukaryota; Metazoa; Chordata; Actinopteri; Labriformes; Labridae. The record is from the annotation of a GenBank genome assembly.
GCUCUGUUGACUUGAGGUAGUCUUUUUCAUCUGACAGUGUCAACCACCUUGAAUCUGCAGCGAUGACCAAUCUACUAAUAUCUAUGGAGGCUGUGCGUAAAAUGUUCGAACGUUACGCUAAAAAAGAUGAAGAUGCCACGACCAUUUCCAAGGGAGAACUCAGAGCAUGGCUGCAGGCGGAGCUGCCAGGAUAUCUUCAGGUAUGGUCACACCAGGAUUAAUGACUGUUAGCUCAGAAAAUUGAGUAAAUUUUACAAUUCUAGGUAAAGUAAACCUCAAGCUUUAUAAGUUUUGAUAAAGUUAAAAAAAUCACAUCCAUUUGUUUCUCUCUUAACACAAAGUUAAAUGGAGUUAGAUUCAUUUCUGAUGCAAAAUGAACAGUUUUAAACUUUAAACAAAUUCCCACUUUAAGAAAUGUGUCUAGAAAUGAGACUUUUUAAGUUUCUGUGUUCUCAAUUUGUUAUUGUUCAAGCAAAAAAGACAGUGUAGUUUUGUUUUUGCAGGAUGCAGAAAAUGAACAAGAGAUCCAACACAGGGUGGACAAACUGAUGCAAAAUCUGGAUGAAGACAGAGACGGAGAGAUGAACUUCUUAGAAUUCAUCGAUUUUGUUAAUGAUCUGACUUUAGUACGCCAACCUGGACCCUGCCAGGACGCCAAGUGAUCA